ACUUGCUCUUUCCAAUAUUAAUAUUAUCUGAUAAAAGCUCUCCUUCCCAUUUCCCCGAUGCUGCGUGUCCAUGUCUAAUGGCUAGGUGAUUAACCAUCUCGUGCUGACAUUCGACCUUGUUGGUUCUUGCCCAACUUCCGCUGCCUUGUUGCAAUGUGCCAACGGCGACAAGAAUUGAGGAAUUAGCACAAGCAAAGCGGUGCUCCGGUGCCGGGAUUUUCUCUUUUCUACGAGCUCUGAUCGUUCAGUCAUUCCGGGCGGAGGUUUCUUCUUUGGCUGAAUCAAUCGGCGAUGCUUGGAUAAUUUCGUUCCCUCCACGAUCGCGAUGGCCGAUGAUACCAAGUUCCUCCUGUGGCUGCUGCUCCUGAGCAGCUCAUCGUUGUGCCACGGUUCUGAGCUUGACAUCCAGUGCCUGAAGUCCGUACAAAAAUCAGUGGCCGACCCAAACGGCAUCCUCAAAUCCUCUUGGAAAUUCAACAAGAACGGCCGCAGCGGCUACAUAUGCGGAUUCACCGGCGUGGAAUGCUGGAGCCACGACGAUAACAGGGUGCUCACUCUGCGCCUGCCCAACUUGGGACUCCAAGGGCCGUUCCCCCAAGGCCUCCAUGACUGCACGAGCAUGAUCGCGCUGGACCUCUCAGGCAACGGUUUCUCAGGGCCGAUCCCUUCGCGCAUCGCACACGAUGCGCCGCACCUGUCGUACCUGGACCUCUCGAACAACAGCUUCUCCGGCGAGAUCCCGGACGGCAUCGCCAACAUGGUGUAUCUCAACGUGCUCAACCUCGAGUACAGCCGGCUCGACGGCCAGAUUCCGGAGCGGUUCAACGCGCUUGGCCGGUUAACGACGUUCAGCGUCGCGGACAACCUGUUAUCGGGGCCUGUUCCUUCUUUGCUGCGGAAGUUUCCGGCCUCGCACUUUGCUGGUAACCGUGGGCUCUGCGGUGCGCCGUUGGACGGGUGCCCUGGCAAGAGAUGGGGAUUGAUCACGAUCAACGACCAGUCUACUGUCGGAGCGGCUGUCGGGUUCGUCGUGGGGUUCGUGGCGGCUUUCUACUUCCCGCACUGGUUCGGCUUCUCCGGGAGGCCCCGUGCUUGCAGCCUCCGCGUAUGAUCUUGCCACCUGUUCUGGAACUUUGUCUGACAUUAGCGGCAACUCCAACAGCUAUUCUAUUUAUUUUGUCUACCGUUUGAACAGUUAUCUUUCACCCGAUGCGCAGUAUACAAGUCAACUUGGCAUGUGCCGCGUGCUGUUGCUUGCAAUGGGAAAUGCAUAUUUCAACUCU
Molecule: messenger RNA, 1283 nt
Organism: Aegilops tauschii subsp. strangulata
Lineage: Eukaryota; Viridiplantae; Streptophyta; Magnoliopsida; Poales; Poaceae
Product: probably inactive leucine-rich repeat receptor-like protein kinase At5g48380
Molecular function (GO): protein binding
Source: RefSeq, a predicted model, not a curated record